GAUGAACUGAAGGAUCCGGAAAUGGAAACGGGUCGGGCUUCACUAACGGGUCAAUAAUCUGGGCCUACGCUGGGCCCAACCUGGUCAGCUCGGAUUCAUCGCCGGGCUCCGGAUAAGUCAACGAGCCCAAAAUCCAAUUCGAACCGUCCCGACAUCUGUUUGUCCGGUCGUUCAAGGAGGAGAUCACGAGCACGUGCGGUGCAUGCGCCCUUCCCGACCGGGAAUCCCGACGUUGCCGCGGGACUCUGCUGCUGCUUCAAAAGUUUCAAAACCUCCCCCUCUUUGUCUCGCCUUCAUCUCCAUCAUCGGUUCGUCCCUGCCCUUCCCACUCUCGCUGGGAAUUGCGAUCUCAGCUCAUGCUUCCCAACUCAUCGGUAAGUCGACGGACGAGCUCGCCAGCUAGCUCCUGAUACCAUUCCUGGCUCUACUUGGUCACCAAGAAACCGAAAAGCUCCGUAUAGCAAAGGAAAAUCAAUCGUACUAAAGCCGCAUCGAACAUCAUAGAUCAUCAUCCUCUCUUUCUUAAGCAGCUCCUCUUUAAUCUCAUUGAUUAUAUGAUUGAUUUUGUCGAGUUUGCGGCAUCGUUGGCGCGUUUGAUUACACGGGACUGUGGAUUCGACUAGGGAUUCGGUGGGAUCAAUUGCUCCAUUCAUGAGAAGAUGAAGUUCGAGGAGAUGUUCACGGAGUACCUGCACGGAGAUCAGGAGCGCUUCCUCGAUAAGUGCUCCCAUGUCGAGUAUAAGCGGCUGAAGGAAGUCCUCAAGAGCUGCCGCAGUUGCAAGCAUUCUGAGAAUUCUUGCUCUUCUGAGCAAGAGAGCGCCAAUGGCAAUGAAGCCAAGGGAUUGUGUCAGUGCGAAAGUUGUCCAUUUUGCGAUCAGAAAUUUUUCACCGAGCUGAUGAAGGAAGCUUCAGAUGUAGCCGGAUGUUUUCGCAUUAGAGUCAGACAUCUGCUCCAUCUUCAUAUGGCAACUGGAAUGCAGAAGUACAUAAAGUUCCUGCGCCAUUGCUUUAGGGAUGAUCAACAGCUCAAGCUCCAGGAGGGAAGAGUGCUAAUUCAAUACAUUACUAUAAAUGCCAUUGCCAUCAGGAAGAUCCUCAAGAAGUAUGACAAAGUUCAUGGCUCGACGAAUGGAGAGAAUUUCAGAUCCAAGAUGAGGGCCAAACAUUUAGAGCUUUUGCAAUCGCCAUGGCUGAUAGAAUUGGGAGCCUUUUUUAUGAAUAUCAGGGGAUCGAAUGCUGAACGUUCCCAAGGCUCGAAUCAAUACUCUUUUGACUUUGAUGCUGCACGACCUGUGAUGACUAUGUCUCUCCUGGAAUCCGCAGAACUUGAAUAUGAUCUGACUUGUGCUAUUUGCCUGGAUACCGUGUUCAACCCGUACGCUUUGAGCUGUGGUCAUCUGUUUUGCAAGCUGUGCGCACGUUCUGCUGCUUCCAUGAUGAUCUUCCAAGGGCUUAAAGCCGCAAGUCCUAAUGCGAAAUGCCCCGUUUGUCGAGAGGCAGGAGUAUAUGCCAAUUCCGUGCACAUGUUGGAACUCAAUCUGCUCUUGAAAAACAGGUGCAAGGAGUACUGGAAGGAGAGGAUGAUAGCCGAACGUGCAGAGAUUGUGAAGCAGUACAAGGAGUACUGUGACUUCCAGACCAAAUACGCGAUUGGACAUCAACUUCUGCUCUAGCUCAAUAUUUCAUAUAAUCAUAUGAACAGCAAUUAAUUGUUCGAGAUGUUCACACUGCAUUUUUUGAAAGAAGGAAUAGUCGGUCAUGCAUUUGUAUCGUAAAUUUUUUGGACAAGUGUCAGUAAUUUUACUCGUAUAAUCAAAGAUUUACAAACACUCAUCCAGAUCAUUUGUGUCCUAAAUUUGCUCUAUGACAGCUUCAGAAUUCGGUAAUACCAGCGAGU
Molecule: messenger RNA, 1897 nt
Organism: Punica granatum (pomegranate)
Lineage: Eukaryota; Viridiplantae; Streptophyta; Magnoliopsida; Myrtales; Lythraceae
Source: RefSeq, a predicted model, not a curated record